This is a messenger RNA of Synchiropus splendidus (mandarinfish), 2392 nucleotides long. RefSeq names its product E3 ubiquitin-protein ligase KCMF1-like. Gene Ontology annotation, molecular function: zinc ion binding. Gene Ontology annotation, cellular component: plasma membrane. The record is from RefSeq and is a predicted model, not a curated record. The transcript is spliced from 7 exons. Gene Ontology annotation, biological process: synaptic signaling. Lineage: Eukaryota; Metazoa; Chordata; Actinopteri; Syngnathiformes; Callionymidae. The coding region runs from base 301 to 1554 and encodes 417 amino acids.
UCCAGGGUGUCCGCUGCUUCCCACCAAGGAAUCAUGCUGCGUCAAUGCAUUUCAAUUGUAUGAUUUGGAAGUCGCCUUUCAGUCUCGGAGGCAAAAGCUAGACGACAGCGGUCCCUUGUGCCGACAGAGGUGAAGCGCCGGGCAGUGACACAGCAGGAGGCGGAGGGGGUCAGACCGGAUCCUUCAUGAGGGAAGAGGCCAGGGACAACCAGCCAGCCCCGGCUUCUCCUCUCUUCACCCUAAAUAGUCUGUUUCGGAAGCUUGGGAGCCCAAAAUAAGGGCUGUUCUAGUGUCCGGAGGAUGUCCCGUCAUGAAGGUGUAAGCUGUGACGCAUGUUUGAAAGGAAACUUUAGAGGUCGUCGCUACAAAUGUUUAAUCUGCUAUGACUACGAUCUGUGUGCAUCGUGCUAUGAAAGCGGUGCAACCACAACCAGACACACCACAGAGCAUCCCAUGCAGUGUAUUUUAACACGGGUCGACUUUGACCUCUACUAUGGCGGAGAGGCGUUCUCGGUGGAGCAGCCCCAGGCUUUCACCUGUCCCUACUGUGGCAGGAUGGGCUACACUGAAGUUUCCUUGCAGGAGCAUGUGGCAGCAGAGCACACGGAGACCUCCACAGAAGUGAUAUGCCCAAUAUGUGCAGCUCUGCCCGGUGGCGACCCGAAUCAUGUGACUGAUGACUUUGCUGCACAUCUCACACUUGAACACAGAGCACCCAGAGACUUGGAUGAGUCUAGUGGUGUUCGGCACGUGAGGAGGAUGUUUCACCCAGGACGAGGUCUCGGGGGUCCCAGGGCCCGCAGGUCAAACAUGCACUUCACCAGCAGCUCCACUGGGGGGCUCUCCACCAAUCAGGGCUCCUCACAGAGCUCCAACUACAGCAGAGAAGCCAUGGACCCCAUUGCAGAACUUCUGUCACAGUUGUCAGGGGUUCGGCGUUCGGCAGGUGGACAGCUGAGCUCGGGUCCAUCGGCGUCUCAGCUGCAGCAGCUCCAGAUGCAGCUCCAGCUGGAGCGUCAGCAGGCCCAGGCGGCCCGGCAGCAGCUGGAAUCGGCCCGUAAUGCCACGCGAGGGGGAAGUCGGGCCAACGCUAUCCUCAACAGCAACUCAACUGCCACAAACCCAGCCCCUGGCGUCAACCACAACAGCAACACGGGCCCAAAUCCAGGUCCAUCUGAGUCCGGUGCACUGCACACUGCACAGACGUCCCAGUUUCUACUCAGCAGGCUGAGUGAACCGCGGCUCUCGGAGUCGGAGCGUCAGCUUUGUGAAGCUCAGUGGGCCGACAGGAGUUUGUUUGUGACGGAGCUGCUGCUGUCGACGCUGCUGCACGACGAGGACGACGCCUCCGCCUCGGAGGACGAGGACGACUGUCGCAGCAUUUUGAGGAACUUGGCAGACUUCAAGGCCAUGGGUUGCGUGGAGGUCAUGACCCUGGACGUGGCGUUGGAGAGCCUCAACCUCAAGGAGGAGACAAGCCCGACGACUAAGACGACAAAGACCCCAAACAAACCGCCGCCAGUGAAGAAGGAGCCCCCUCCACCUUCUCUUUGAUGACAUCACCACCCACGCCACUUGUUACCACCGUUGGAAAAGACGUCCGCCGACUGCCAAUGGACGACUAAAGACUGCAGAUCUUUUUUGCUUUUACUUUAUUUUUAAUUUUCUCUGUCGUUUCAGCUGUCGCCCCCCAGUGUCCAUGACGUGUGCCGAAUAAAAGUGAGACGAGAGAAUGUGAACGCGCGUGUCGAGGAGAUAACUAUAUAAAUAUAUUCUAGAGAAACAAAUCUUUUAUGAGAGUUGAUAAUCAAGUUUUUCGGGGAGGUCACCAACCCGAGAGGAGUCGGUCCGAGCCCGUUCUGAAAUGGCUGCUGUGUAUUUAUAGUGAUUAACUAAUGUUCUUGAUGGUUUUCCACGACUUGAGCAUGAGCUUCAAACACCAUGUGCCCAUUUUUAGCUGCACAGUUACGCGUGGGGAGGUGGAACACGGAGUACUGUAAAUGAUCGCUGCUGAUCGUCUAUCGCACCAAGACUGUUGUUCGGUGACGCCCACAGCACCUCCCCUCUGUGUGACAACUGUUGUGGGUCACAUGACCGUGCUUUAUAUCAAUGGCGCACGCCUUUGGAUUUCAAAUGCAUAUCCUGUGUCCCCUCUUACACUACACACACCCUGGACCUUUUGACAUCCCAUAGACCUGGUUUCAUUUCCUGCACCUUCUGUUCAGAUGAAAACUCUCGUCGCUCACCGAUGCAAAGACGAUGCUUGCAAGGACAGAAUCCCAUUUGCUCAGUUGAGAUGCUCUGAUGUAUGUUUUUGGCUUUGAGAAAAAAAAUGAAAAGCCAAAUUACAGGGUAAACAUUUCAGUCUGGAGGACAAUAAAAUGGUUUUGGA